This is a messenger RNA of Prorocentrum cordatum, 321 nucleotides long. NCBI's taxonomy places the organism in Eukaryota, Dinophyceae, Prorocentrales, Prorocentraceae. The record is from the annotation of a GenBank genome assembly.
AUGUCCGAGGAUGUGCCGUUCGGCGUGAGUUCGGACGAGGAAAUGCAGGAGGGAGAUGAAGAUGUAUUUCGGAAUCGGGGGCGAGUUGUGGCAUCAGUGGGGACCUCUCGGCCGGAAACGGCUGUCGAAGACCUCACUCAAAAGCACGGCUUGACGGGUAAUUUCGCGAAGAUGUGGGCGGCACAGAAGGAAAUGACCGACAGCGCACUCAAGCAGGAGCUAAAGCCAAUCAAGCAAGCGAUCAACGUCCAGAGCAAGAAGCUGCACCAAGGUCGAACAGGCGCAGCAGGAGCACGGGAAGCAGCUGAAGGAUUUGAUUGA